Molecule: messenger RNA, 147 nt
Organism: Parastagonospora nodorum SN15
Lineage: Eukaryota; Fungi; Ascomycota; Dothideomycetes; Pleosporales; Phaeosphaeriaceae
Exons: 2
Coding region: 1-147 (48 amino acids)
Source: RefSeq, a predicted model, not a curated record
AUGCAUUCUGCCAUUACGCAACUCGCCGCCUUCGCCUUCUCCACCGUCAUGAAUACCCUAUCGUCACCUUCUUACGCCAGUAUCAUGGAGAAGUGGGAGAGGAAGGAGAUUGGAAAUGAUGAGGAGGUUGCAAUGGUAUCGAGUUGA